UUUUUGAGAGUGGACCAAGACAAAGACAGGGAAUGCAGCCUGGACUGUGCAGGUUCCCCUCAGAAAUCACUUUGUGCAUCUGACGGAAGAACUUUUCUGUCCCGGUGUGAAUUUCAACGUGCAAAAUGCAAAGACCCUCAGCUGGAAAUAGCCUACAGGGGCAAUUGCAAAGAUGUUUCCAGAUGUGUGGCUGAACGGAAGUACACCCAGGAGCAAGCUCGCAAGGAAUUUCAACAAGUCUUUAUCCCAGAGUGCAAUGAUGAUGGCACAUACAGUCAGGUUCAGUGCCAUAGUUACACUGGAUACUGCUGGUGUGUCACCCCCAAUGGUCGUCCUAUCAGUGGUACUGCUGUGGCCCACAAAAUUCCCCGGUGCCCAGGUUCAAUGAGUGAGAAGCUGCCACAACGAGAAGGUGCAGGAAAAACAGAUGAUGCCUCAGCGCCUGCACUGGAGACUCAGCCUCAAGGUGAUGAAGAAGAUAUAGCUUCUCGUUACCCUACGUUAUGGACUGAGCAAGUGAAGAGUAGACAAAACAAAACCAAUAAAAGCUCAGCAUCAUCAUGUGAUCAAGAACUUCAGUCAGCCCUGGAGGAAGCUAAACAGCCCCAGAAAGACAAUGUAUUCAUUCCAGAGUGUGCUCAGGGUGGCCUCUACAAACCAGUGCAGUGCCAUCCUUCCACCGGCUACUGCUGGUGUGUGCUGGUGGAUACGGGACGUCCCAUCCCUGGUACCUCAACCAGGUAUGAACAACCUAAGUGUGAUAAUGGUGCCAGAGCUCACCCAGCCAAAACAAAGGAUUUGUACAAAGGACGACAGCUUCAAGGUUGUCCUGGGGCCAAGAAGAAUGAGUUUCUAACUAGUGUUUUGGAUGCAUUGUCUACGGAUAUGGUUCAUGCAGUCUCUGAUCCAUCAUUGUCUUCUAGCCGGGUUUCAGAGCCUGAUCCAAAUCAUACUCUGGAAGAGAGAGUGGUCCAUUGGUAUUUCAAACAGCUAGAUAAAAAUUCCAGUGGUGACAUUGGCAAGAAAGAAAUCAAGCCAUUUAAGAGAUUCCUAAGGAAGAAAUCAAAACCAAAAAAAUGUGUGAAGAAGUUUGUGGAAUACUGUGAUGUGAACAAUGAUAAGUCCUUGUCAGUUCAAGAAUUAAUGGGCUGCUUGGGAGUAACAAAAGAAGAAGCGGCCCCUAAAACCAACACAGAGAGCACUUCAUCCAGCAGGCAGCAAGUUUCUAAGAAGCAAGGGUGAACAGCUUACUGAUCAAAGGCAGAUCUCUUUGACAUGUGGGAGGUUUCCUCACCAAAAGGCAAUGAAAACAACUGUAGUAUUUGCACUUUGUACUUAAAAAUGUAAAUUCACUUUGUAGAAAUGAAAUAUUUAAACAGACUUUUUUUUUUUUUAAUCUGUGAAAAUGUAAUGGCUAGUUUUGAAAAAUUAUCACAUACAAUGUAUGUGUAUUCUUUUGUUGUCUGAAAUAUGUAAAACGUUUUGGGAGAUGUAAAAGUUUGCAUUUAAACCAUUUUAAAGAAAAAUAGCUUUUUUUUGGAAACAGUAGCCUAGAAACCUGAUUCUGUGUAUUUUGGUUUCAAUAGUAUGCCUUGUUUUUCUUAAUCAAUACUGUCAUUUAAGUAGAG
Merops nubicus (carmine bee-eater) is the source of this 1628-nucleotide messenger RNA. It is a transcript of the gene SMOC2, whose product is annotated as SPARC related modular calcium binding 2. Gene Ontology annotation, biological process: extracellular matrix organization. The transcript is spliced from 12 exons. Gene Ontology annotation, cellular component: basement membrane. NCBI's taxonomy places the organism in Eukaryota, Metazoa, Chordata, Aves, Coraciiformes, Meropidae. The annotation marks the transcript as partial. Gene Ontology annotation, molecular function: protein binding; heparin binding; calcium ion binding. The record is from RefSeq and is a predicted model, not a curated record.